This is a messenger RNA of Lymnaea stagnalis (great pond snail), 5991 nucleotides long. The record is from the annotation of a GenBank genome assembly. Lineage: Eukaryota; Metazoa; Mollusca; Gastropoda; Lymnaeidae.
AUAAAUAGCAUCCUCCCGUGAUUCGAUAAACAAUUAUAAUAAUAAGAAAAGACUAUACUAAGUUUGUGAGUUUCAUCUGUGUAUUUGCCUAUUGAAACAUUUGGUUUGUGUGUGCAUUAAUGAGAGUCUUGACUAAAACUAAUAUAUUUCAACUUGAAAGUGUCUUGAUUAAUAGUUUAAGAUGUCCAGAAUGGCCAUCAUCGCACAACCAACUCAAAGAUUUAUCAACCUAAUCAACCAACAAAUUGAGAUACUCAAAGGAGAGAGGCAAAUUGUGAUAGACACUUUAGAUCGCGCUAUAGAUCAGGUGAUUUUGUUUUAUAAAAUCCAAUGGCUCUGAUUUCGUAGAUCAUUUAUACAAUUGCACAUUAAAACUUUUAGUCUAAAAAAAAAAAAAGAAAAAAGAAACUUACUGAACAAAAGUAUACUUGGAUUUAAGAUUACCGUCCAGGAUAAGACAGAUGUGUGUAUGCUAGUCAUUAAAAUGUGAAGCUUCAUUUAAACCAUUUUAAAAAAUGUUAUCCUUCAUUUAAUACGCAGGUCCUAAGUGAAGUAAAUGUCUGGGUCAAUGGUGGACAUGUCAAUCAUACAACCUAUGCCGAGAUGAACAAAAGGAUUCAACGCGUUAUACAUUUGUUUAUGGAAAAAUCUGCAGAAAUUUUAGGUAUUUUGUGAUAACAAUGACUAUCCCAUUUUAAGAGUUAAAUAUUUGUGACAAUUUGCCACUAUUUGCAACUGCUUUUAGGUAACAGUUUAUAUGCGGCAGUAUGGAACAGAUAGGAAUAAGAGAAUCCACUCUCAUAGUCAUAGUGUGACUGCUAUGGGUAACCCCAAGCACGGACACAUCCAUGGUCCACUCUCAUAGUUAUAGUGUGACUGCUAUGGGUAACCCCAAGCACGGACACAUCCAUGGUCCACUCUCAUAGUCAUAGUGUGACUGCUAUGGGUAACCCCAAGCACGGACACAUCCAUGGUCCACUCUCAUAGUCAUAGUGUGACUGCUAUGGGUAACCCCAAGCACGGACACAUCCAUGGUCCACUCUCAUAGUCAUAGUGUGACUGCUAUGGGUAACCCCAAGCACGGACACAUCCAUGGUCAUUUAAAGUAACACUCAGCCGUGUACUGGCCUUAAAUUUUAUGUUGGUUAUUUACACGCGGGAAUAACCAUCCCUGCUACGGGGUUGACCCAUGGUCAGCUCGGACGCGGGUUCCCUGUGAUUGUGUGUGUGUGUGGGAGGGGGGCGAACUUGUACUUGAGGUGUGGACAUCUUUGAGAUUGUGGUGUGGAACGGAUGCGUCGGGUCGGUGGCAGGUGUGAGAGAUUUUCCUGUCGGCUCUGUCAACGGAUUGUACCUUACAUUAAAAAGCUAUAGUUCUCAGACCAGAUUGUUUUUUGUGAUUUUAUUUAAACUGUAAGCUACCUCACCACUCGGCUACAUAUAGAAUAAUAAGCUAAUUUACAUUAUGCAAACAUCCAUGAUUUGCAUUGGUAAUUUUUACAAAAUUCAUAAUAAUAAUAAAGUAUGUAAUAUUUUUGUUCUAAGCAAAAAUGGUAUUGGUAUAAAACAGAGUAUUCUUAUUAACAAUUUCUGAAAUAUUUCUGGUCCUCUUAGUCCUUUUUAAAAACCGCUAUAACAAGAUUUUGAUUAGGUUCCACAUAACUUUUAUUAUUCAAUAUGUUGUAAAAAUUUAUUUAUUUGCUAUUUUAAGAUCCAGCUUUUGAAGAAAAUGAACAUGUUUCAAGGAAAGUGACUUCGCAAGCUAGCAAUAAUUCGACAAUUCCUAACAUGAGUUGCACAAGGGGAGACGUCAAAGAGAAUAUAAUCAUUAGCAAAGAAGAAAAAGUACACGAAUCAGGUAGCAGCUUCUUUGGAAUAUAUCUUUCCUCAAAUUUGUUUCGUGCGUUAUCAUUUAUAAGUAGUUAUUGUUUUGAUAUUUCAAGCAAUAAAUUGUUAAAACUCUGACAUACAUUAUAUAAUAUUGAAGAAAAAAAACAAUGUCACCAAAAGAAUAAUAUCGUUGUUUUUAGGAGAUUAUUAACAAGUUACACAAUGUAAUAAACCCAAAGUAGAAACGGUAAGUAUAAGAUAGUUAGUGAGAACGAUGUCUACCUCCUUACCUUUAACUAAUAUAUAUAUUAUUUACAUACAGGUGUAGAUAACAAUAAUACUGCUUUGAAAUUGGCCAUUCUAGAGAUAGCUGUGUACUCACUGAAAAAAACAAAUAAACAAAUUCAAGAACAACAGGACAAUGUCAAAAACAAUUUGGAAUUAUUGAACAACGCAAAUUUAAACUCUGAGAAAAAAUUUCAAGAAAGCAUUGCAUUACUUGAGAAAAAGGGCCAAGAAAUGUCCUCAAGAGUUGACCAUUUGUUUGAAACUGCAACAGAUUUUGGUGGCAAGUUAACCAGAUUAGAAGAGGACAAUGAGUCUGCCAAGGCCUCACGGAAUGAACUCAAUCAACAAAUCAGAGCUGUGAGAACUUUUAGCAGUGAAUCCUUCAUUUCCAUACAAGAUUUGUCAAAGAGCGUCGAGAGUACAACUCAACGCAACAGUGAAAUGUCUAAUAAAAUGGUUCAACUGGAGAGCUCCAUUAAUCUCAUGUCAUCUCAGUACACUGAGCGGUUUGAAGCCAUGUGUAAUUUCAACAAAGAUAAAACAGACGCAUUCGUAAGCAAUGUUAGAAUUAUGUCAUGUCUUUUUUGGAGUGUAACUUGAAAUUCUUUUCAGAGAAUGAUUUAACAAAAACAGCUUUUAACAAUUUAAAACAUGACAACACACACAUUUUUUGGUUGUUUUUAUUCAGCUCCCUUAAACCAUACAUUUCUCAAUUGAUGUAAUCUGUGUUAAAAUCCUUAGUUUUAAAUACAAAUGUCGAUGUUUUUCAUGUAAAAGACGGAAAGACUUAUGUCCACAUUUAAGUAUUUUUAAUUAUAAAGUUUAAAUGAUAUUUUAAGUUAAAAUUAUUUACUCUAAUUAUAUUGUUUUUGUUUUUUUCAAAAAAUAGUUUCUACCCCGUACAGAGGGGUAUAACUAGUAAAAUCGGCAAAAACUAUUUGUAACCCCCAAAAUUUGUUUACAUAAUGAUAAAAAUAUAUUAUCAUUAAAGCAAUGAACAAAUAAAAUGUUACGGAAUGCAAGUUGUUUUAAGAAUACUAAAUAUACUUAAUUUUUGCUUUGUGGCAAUUUUCAAAUCAGACAUAGGAACAAGAAAAAAGUGAUUCAGUCCAACAUAGUCGAAAAUGUUUUUAUUUUAAUGUCUGUAAUGGAAAAUGUUUACAUUCCUGGCAAUAUGAUAUCACUUGAAAGUCCUUUAAAUUAUUUUGAUAGUAACGGUACAUUCUCCACUGGAUUAUUACGCAUACUCUGUAAAAUUUGUGUUUAUUUUUCAAAUUAAUGAAAAUAAUUUUAAUGCAGAAAUUUACUCGUAGUUUUCUUUACAUCAGAAAAAUUCUCUUUUUAAAAGGAGAUCUAUAAGAAAGUAAACAUAUUUAAUUGUGAUUAAUUUGACUAGUGAAUGAUCAUUAAAAACAAUUUUUUUUUAUACUUCAUAAUUGUUAUGCUUUGUCAAAUGCUAGAUAAAAGUCGAACUCCAUUUUGGAUAUUAAACUAGACUUUAAAAGUGUAAGUGUCUAAAGAAGCAAACAACUUUAAAUAUACCUCGUUUUAAAAAAAAAAUAUUAUAAGAUGAGUUAUUUUGACAAUUACUGUUAUAUUUUGUAUGUCGUAAAUUUUUACAAAGUUGUAUUUUUAUUAAUAUUUUUAUACCCAUUUACAGGAAAAUUCUAUUGAGAAUAGAGUAGCUAAACUAACAAACAAAGUUGCAAAAUUAGGUAAGAUAUCAAGAAAUACAUACUUUUGACGAUUUGAUAAACAUUUAGAGAAAACAUGAUGUUUAGAGUCGAGCAAUGAACUAACUAACAUAGUUGCAAAAGCGUGUAGGUUGGGGGGGGGGGGGGAAUUUUUAAAAAAAAUAAGUCAUUUAGAAUCGCGUAUCCAUAAAAGACAAAUUUCGUUAAGUUCAUAUUUUCAAGAUAUUGUCCGUAUUAUUCUUCAUAAUCGAUAAUAUAACUUUAGAGAAAAAAGUCUAUUUAAUUAUUCCUAUAUUUGAAAUUCUAUUGAAACGUUAUUACAUAGUUUAUGUACGCCAAAUAAGCAGUGGUAAUUAAUUUCUCUGUUUGCUUAAAAAGAUGUUUGUUUUUCUUUUCUGCUUAUUAAUAAAACUAAGUUAGAUAAACAGAAAGAGAAAAGACAAAACAGAAGAAAAUAAACCCUACAAAAAUUAUUCAAAUAUGUCUGAGUUUUUUCGUUGAGUUUAUUAAUUCAAAUGAUGAUAUAGUUACAAUAACUGUGCGUUAAAAAUAACUAAACAUGUUCUUACGAAAGUAAUCGAGGUGGUGUACGAGAGUCUGAGAUCGAGCAGAGACAGGUGGGACAGUUUGAGUGGAGAGAGCUAGGAUCUUAAAGGUGUGAUGGAUUGAUCUAAAUAUUAUCAAAUUAAGUAUCAUGUCCAUAUCAGUUGAUAAUAGAAUAAUUAUUAAAAAUUAUAUGCCCUAUUAUUUUUGUACCCCGAGUAUGAGACACAUGAAAUAGAUCUUGUUGUUUUACUCUUGUUUAGCAGUUCUGUCUGAGAGACGAUGAUCAGUUUAACCAACCUAGCCCAUAUGGUGGCAGGUACACAUGAUUGCGUAGACAAGAUUGCGGCUAGUGCAGAUGAAAUUCGUCAGUUUUCUGAAUAAAAAAUAAAAGAAAAAGCGUUCUUAUUUACUGUAUAAUAUAUCGACCUUGGAAAAAAUUACAAACAUUGUAUUUUAACAUUAAAACCAUAUACGAAAGUAAUCAUAAUUAUAACAAUUUCGACAUGGCAUUGUCUUUAGAAUAACAAUAGAGAGUCAAAUUUUUAAUUAAUUAUGACCAAGGAUAGCUUUGUGUUUUUUUUCGUAUAGCCGAACACUGCAACGGAGAUGUAUCUAAAGAGUUUGUGUUUAAAAUAUAGUAUAUUAUUACCCAAUAAACAAAGGAGCUUUUUGUAUAGUGCAUCUGGGACGGCUAAUUUAAAAAAAAAAAAACGUUGCAAACUGAUACUUUUGUGUGUGAAAAGAAGUCUCUUCCAAAGUUAGAUGACUUUAGCUUUGAACUGGUAGGUUCUAUUUUCUGAUAUAUAUUGUGUAACAAUAUGGGCUAAUAGUGCCAAGAUUUUACACGAUAUGUGCUACAUUGUACUUAGUCCUUUCAUUUCUCUGUUAUACGUCUUGGCUCCACGCCAUUCGCAUGGCGUCCGCUUAAAUUUAAGACGUUGCGAGUUCAUAACGGUAGUUUCGGAUACUUGGAGAAUCAACGUUGUACUGUGGUCCCCUUCCCAAUAUUCUGGAAAAGGGGCUGGUCUUGUAUUACUUUUAAAAUUAUUUUCAAUUCUUUUUCUCUUUAUCACAGAUCGUCAAUGCAGUCUCCCCAAUGCGGGCUUUUAUGCAUGGACAUCGUUAGAAGUCAAAGAUGGAUGGUGCGAUGUUGAGUCCUUUGAUUCCGUCCCAGCCAACUACGGAGAUCAUUUUAAUUCACAGACCGGGAAGUUUUCCGCACCACUGAAUGGCUUGUAUUUAAUAAGCAUCAGGACGGGGAGCCUCGAAAAAAAUGACUCGUUUGGUGCUGUAUGUUAUCAGAAGAGUAACAAUCCGUUACCUCAAAGGGAUGAUGGCAUCAUUGAGCUUUGCGAUGUUGUUGGGAACCAGACCAUAGUACGGUGCACUGAACUGGCAGCAGGGGACACUGUAUAUUUGCAAUCGACUAAUUUUGACAAAAGCACCACAAAGUAUAUUUCGGUUUAUUUUUCUAUUGUUAUGAUUAAAUGCUAAAUGUUUUGCUAUAAGUAUCGGCUUCCACAAAGUAUAAGAGUUUUAUAUAACAUUAAAAGUGAUGACAGUUUUAAAAAUCUUUUUCGAUAUAUUUUUCUUUUUUUGUAAUUAAAAACUGAAUGUUUUGCUAAAAGUAUCG